Saccostrea cuccullata (small rock oyster) is the source of this 1003-nucleotide messenger RNA. RefSeq names its product tyrosine-protein kinase receptor Tie-1-like. The record is from RefSeq and is a predicted model, not a curated record. Bases 71 to 1003 code for a protein of 310 amino acids. Lineage: Eukaryota; Metazoa; Mollusca; Bivalvia; Ostreida; Ostreidae. Gene Ontology annotation, molecular function: scavenger receptor activity. The transcript is spliced from 6 exons.
UUUGUCUUCUACAUAGUAUAGCUUCUACAAAGAAAAAAAUAUUCCAAAAUGGUAACCUCCUGUUAUCUUAAUGAAAUUAAUUACAAAAUCAGCUUCUUUAAUUGUAGAAAACAGACAAAAAGGGCGUUUUGCGGGGUUUUCUCUAUAUCUUUCUAAUACUGUCAACAUAGAAGAUGGUCACUUGUGCUAUAGAGACGGACUACGGUUACCUCCCCUUGACUUCAAAACAACCUGUACUGGACAUGGCUCUUAUGUUGUAUUUUACAACGAACGAUUGGAUGGGACUCUUUAUCCUCAAAAAUAUGAGAUGUUGAUAAUAACGGAAUUAUGUGAAGUGAUAGUAAAAGGUUGUAAAAGGGGAACAUAUGGUACAUUGUGCAACAAGCAUUGCUCUGAACAUUGUGAAGACAAUAAAUGUGAUAUCAUAAAUGGAACAUGUAUGGGAUGUAUGCCUGGAUGGACUGGACAGUUCUGUCAAACACCGUGUGAUAGUGGAUCAUACGGAAACAACUGCCAACUUCGGUGUUCAGGACACUGUAUGAAUGGGCAAACCUGUAACAAGGUGACUGGAAUCUGUGAUAAAGGUUGUGCUUCCGGAUGGACAGGACCAAAGUGUAAUGAACUGUGCUUCAGUGGUCUGUUUGGUGAAAGAUGUAGAUAUCGUUGUAGUGGACAUUGUGCCAAUGAUGAACAUUGUAACCAUGUAGAUGGACAUUGUCCUAAUGGCUGUCAAAAUGGCUAUCUCGGGAGUAUAUGCAACAAAUUGCCAACUGUGCUAAUGAUACUUGUGAUAGAUUCAAUGGUAGUUGUACGGAAGGAUGUCAAGGAACAUAUUAUGGAGACAUAUGUGAACAGAGUUGCAGUAAAGCAGGGAUGUAUGGAAAAACAUGUGGGAAGAACUGUUCUAGGAACUGUCAGGGAAACAGAUGUGACGUCAUCACAGGCACUUGCUUUGAAUGUACACCUGGAUGGAGAGGGUCAUUUUGUCAAAAACGUACUUUAG